AAAAAGUUACUUUGCAGAUUGUGUCAGUGUCGAAAGUAAAAAUGCCUAAAAUAAAAUAUCAACUUAUUCCAACAGACGAACAAAAGUGCGUCGAAAAAAAGCCUAGGAAGUUCUUAAUGAAAGGGGCUUUCUUUUUCAUGGGGCUCUUGAUCAUAGCUUUUUAUAACUUAAGGUCUACGGGUAAUGAAAGUAAAAAUAGAACCCAAAGUCUUGUGAAAAUGAAUGAGAUAACAGAACAAGUAGGGUCCAGCCCAUUUGAAAGAGGAAUUACGAGCUUCGCAGCGAAAAUGUCAAUCAUUAAGGAGGGAAAAACUACUGGGCCUCUAGAGGCUUUCACUAAAAGUUAUUUUUCGCAGAGUUCCGACGAAUUGGGAACAAACACUUCAACUGCAAUAGAUUCCGAGCCGGAAGUAAAAUACUUUGUGAACAGCCCAAACUGUCGAAUGCCCUAUCCGAAUCCCUUCGCCCCUGACAUCCUAAAGAUCUACAAAAAGCAGGCUUAUAAAGUGUGUGAUAAGAAUCGAGACCUGAUCACAGUGAUCUUCAACGAAACGGACAGCACCUACAGGCUGCACCAGAACGAGAACUGUACCUGCUGCUUCAGGCAGAUCCUUCCACCAGGAGUUUUGGACAAGUCGGAUAACAAGUUCAAGCUGCAUUAUUGCGUGAAAUUCCCUCAGGACUUCUUAGUCCCGACUAACGUGACAGCCAUGAUCACCUACUGCCGCCGGCCGCCCUAUGAUAAAUUGUCGCAGAAAGAUGCCUUUGGCUUUGUGCAUCCUCGAGAAGAUUCCAUCGAAUACAAUGAAACAUCUUCUGGAAGAAGGCCUAGCGUUUUGCUCUGGGGCAUCGAUUCCAUGUCCCGAAUGACCCUAGAGCUGACAAUGCCACGCAUGUACGAGUAUUUAAACGCACAACACUGGUUCGAGCUUCAAGGUUACAAUAAGAUGGGCAUAAACACAUUUCCAAAUCUGAUGGCGGUGCUAACUGGUUUCAAUGAAAGCUACGCAAAGAAGCAAUGUCGUCCUGAUAAGGCUGGUGGUCUCGACGUUUGCCCUCUGAUCUGGAAGGACUUCAAGGACAAGGGAUACACAACUGCCUUCGCCGAGGACUGGUCCUUGCACUCCACUUUCAAUUGGAAAAAGGUGGGCUUUCUCCGGCCCCCGACGGAUGUCUAUGGCAGACCCCUGAUCCUUGCUGCCGAAAAGAUGAUACAGAAGGCGCAUUACUCGGAAAUUCCCUUCUGCUUGGGUCGCAAACCUGCUGCCGAGUACGUCUACGACCUGGCCGUCCAGUUUUCCAGGGUCAAUCGAAACAGUACUUUCUUCGGGUUGUUCUGGACAAACACCUUUAGCCACAAUGACUUUUCUAUGCCAUCCGCCAUGGAUGAGAAGAUGGUAAAGUACAUGCGGACGUUGGAAAAAAACGGGAUAAUGGAUAACACCAUCAUCAUAUUCUUCAGCGAUCAUGGAACCAGAAUCGGACCAUUGAGGGAAUUGGAUAUCGGUUUUGUGGAGGAACGACUGCCCUUUAUGUACAUCCAUCUACCUGCUUGGAUUCGUGAGAAGUAUCCAAAAUUUGUGCAAAACCUUCAGUUGAACAGAAAUCGUCUCACAUCCCCAUAUGAUAUCUAUGCCACACUAAGGCACAUCUUGGAGUUGGACACUUCCCCCGAGGAACUUCAUCGUCCAGAGGGAUGUCCCACAUGCCACAGCGUUUUCCAGGAGAUAGACUGGUCCAGGAACUGCCACAAAGCAGGGAUCCAGAGGUACUGGUGCGCUUGUAUCAGGUUCACCGAUGUGUCUAAAACGGAUCACUUGGUCAAGACAAUGGCAAAUCAGCUAGUCGAUGAAAUCAAUGAGUUUUUGAUGAACUCGGGGGAAGCAGAACGGUGUCGCCAACUAAGACUAGAUCGAAUAUCUUCAGUUCGUCGAGAUGGUACCUCGAAUAUUUAUGAAAUCAAGAUUUAUGUCCUGCCUAGAAUCGCGUGCUUUUUGGCCGAGGUAGAAUGGAAUCCCAAGGAUCAAAGUAUCGCAAUCUGGGUGCCAAGCAUUAGCCGGGUAGAUAUUUAUGCCAAUUCGACAGCCUGCACGAAAGUUAAAGCGGUCGAAAAGUUUUGCAUCUGUUGAGCUGUAUGUCUAUAUAUCCAUGAUUUUACUGAGGUUACGCAUAAAUU
Drosophila suzukii is the source of this 2176-nucleotide messenger RNA. RefSeq lists its product as uncharacterized. The record is from RefSeq and is a predicted model, not a curated record. Lineage: Eukaryota; Metazoa; Arthropoda; Insecta; Diptera; Drosophilidae.